GCAACCUGAGAAAUUCCCUCCGAGUCCUGCCGCUUCGUUGAUCACAGCCAAUCAGCCAUGCGCGUUGUCAUUCGUUUACUCUACGUCGAGGAGGGAGCAUGGAGUAACUUGUUUGUCUUUGAGAGGACUUUCCAGUUUGUUGUGGCAAUGGGAAUAUUUUUAACAAUUGGACAGUGACAGUCUUGUAACUGAGUGCGGCUAAAGCUGAGUGAGGGAUUUUCUCAGCAUUGUGAUAUAAAGUGUAUGAACUGUAUCUGAAGACAACAUGGACCCGAUAACUAAGUGGUCGCCAAAACAAGUUGUUGAUUGGAUGAAAGGCCUGGACGACAGCCUGCAGCAGUACGUGCAGAACAUUGAGCGAGAGAAGAUCGAUGGGGAACAGCUGCUGAAGAUCUCGCACCAGGACCUGGAGGAGCUGGGCGUGGUCAAAAUCGGACACCAAGAGCUGGUGCUGGAAGCAGUCGACCUGCUGUGUGCUCUGAACUACGGGCUCGAGACGAACACCCUCAGGUCCCUGGUGACGCAGAUGCGGGCCGCCGCCAAAGGCCUGCAGGCGUACACCCUGGACCGCCGGAAGAGCCCCUCGUACGACGGCACCACCUCGCGAAAGCCCCCCAACCACUUCCUCACCUCUGUGGUAGGGCUCAUCGGGACUGCGAAGAACCUACUGGCCUGGCUAGACAGGACCCCCCUGACCGGGAUUAGUGACUUCACCACCACCAAGAACAAAAUCAUUCAGCUGUGCCUGGAACUCACCACCACGGUCCAGCAGGACUGCACUGUUUACCAGAUGGAGGAAAAGAUCUUGGAAGUGUCAAAGGUCCUGAACAGCAUCUGCGAUCAGACAAUAAGGACCACAUCGGACCCCCUGAAGAGCCAUUCAGCUUGUUUGGAGGAGGUCCGGAUCUCCAACAUCAGACCAGCAGAGGGACUGGGCAUGUACAUUAAAUCCACCUACGAUGGGCUGCACAUCAUCACAGGCACAACAGAGCAUUCUCCAGCUGACAGAACAUGCAAAGUACAUGCAGGGGACGAGGUGAUACAGGUCAACCACCAGACAGUGGUGGGCUGGCAGCUGAAAAAUCUGGUCGCAAAGCUGAGGGAGGACCCAGCAGGUGUGGUCCUGGUGCUGAAGAAGAGGCCCACGGCUACCUCGGGCUUCACCCCCGCCCCCCUCAAGAACAUGCGCUGGAAGCCCCCCAUCGUCCAGAACAUACCAUCUAUGACUAAGGUCCAGCCUCAGCAAAGCGCUGGGGUCACCUCUGUCAAGAAGGAGAAGCUGGCCAUCUUGGACCUGUACAUCCCUCCUCCCCCGUCAGUCCCCUAUGCCCCACGAGAUGUGAAGACCAGCACGUGUGCUAGCAGCAGCACGAGGCAGAAGGGAUCGGAGUCGCCCAACUCCUUCUUGGACAAAGAGAAGCGGCGGCGCUUCAGCCUCACGGACUAUAGCAAGCCCGGCAUCAGCCCCAUGGAGGCCAGCGGCCCCAAGCCCCAGCUAAGAGAACGCACCCACUCACGCGGCAAACCCCGGCCACUGUCAAUGCCAGCAGACACCUGUAUUGCAGCAGUCGACCCUUUCUCCAGGCCCUGGCCACAAAGCCGAAGAGGGAUGGAUCUGUAUCGAUAUCUGAGCAACGAGCGAAUCACCACCAUUGCUGAGGAAUCGGCACCCGCCCCGGUCCGCUUGCGGCCCACCCCGGAGAGGCAGCUGCUCCAUGGAGUGGACCACAUUCGUGGCAGCCGCCUCUUUGUCAACACGGACAUGCACAACGUCAGUACCAUCCCUUACCAAGAGGAGUCUACCAAGAAGGCCCCCGCCCACUCGCCCUCCACCACUAAGUCGCCCUCGCUACUGGUGUCAGAAUGGCCCCCCAGGUACAUGCCCAGCAGGAGAUACAGCUACCCUGCAGUCAGACCCUGGUCUUUCUCUCAAGCGGCCGCUUUCCCUCUCUCAGUGGUGCCCCCUAUGGCGGCUGAUGGCUAUAACCCAGUGUCCUUGCGACAGAAGCCCAGGAAGAAGACUCGAGGAAACUCUACAAUGAGCCGGAGGAGGAUCUCGGUGAAGGAGCUGGGUGAGGCCGACCACCAGGGCUGGCUCUACAGGAAGCGAGAAGACAAGGGCUUCCUGGGGAUCAAGUGGAAGAAGUACUGGUUUGUGCUGAAGAAGUCCUCGCUCUACUGGUAUGCCAGCGCGACGGCUGACAAGGCUGAAGGGUACAUAAACUUAAAAGAUUUCCUGAUUGACCAGGCAAUGGAGUGCAAGAAAAAGUAUGCGAUUAGGGCUUGCCACCCUGAGGUCAUGAUGUUUUACUUCGCAGCAGAGAGCAACGAGGAGAUGAACAAGUGGUUGAAUAAGCUUGGGCUGGCUGCUAUUCUGUAUGACUCAAACGAGAACUCAGGUGAGUGUUACAGUGAAGGGAGUGACCAUGAAGAAGAGGACUCAUCAGAGGUACCCCCUCCCCCGUAUUCAGAGCAGAUGAACACAGAUUCUGGGAACGAAACACAGGGCAGCCUUCCCCCACCUUAUUCCUCUGCCCCUCCCAGCGAGGCCACUGACUCCACCUCCUCACCUGUCAGCACUAUGACAUCACAGAGCUCCGCCUCCUCACUGACUGAGCAGUCCCGGCCUGACUCCAUCUCGCGGUCCUCGGCUUUGGUGUGUUCUGCGCAGGUCCACCUGUCCCUGCCCGAUGAAGAUGAGAGGACUGGUGGGGAGUCCCAAACCCCCCAGGACACCCCCCUCUCGUUGGAUAACUGUACAGAGCAAAACGCGGAGCAGGAGGAAUCAGCUUUGUCGGGACCUGGAGAAGGAGCUGCUUCUGAUGAAAUGGAACAGUUAUACAAUGGCCUGAGAGCAGCCAGCUUGUCACCCAUUGGUCAACGCAAGCCUUCCACUAAGAGGGACUUCAGGAAGUCUUUUAUCAAGCGCUGCAAAAAUAAGAACAUCAAUGAAAAGCUCCACCUCCUUCGGACACUGAACAGCACUCUCAAGGCAAGAGAAUCUGACCUGUUGACAAUCGAACAGUUGCUGAGUGACCGCUGUCUGACCUCAGAAAAAUACAGGGAAUGGAAAGAGGCCAAUGUGCAGCUGCUUCAGGACAUUUUUCAGCGACACCACCUUGUGGGGGAGGGGGAAAAUAAGGGGCAACCCGCAGAGGUGGCCAAAGCUAGCCCUUUCUCAGAGACCAGUGUGUGAGUGCCCUAGCCAAAAACACAAAGCAGAGCACCAGAGGAACCCAACACCAUGCACACUGUUUCUAAAGAAUGUACUAUUUAAUAUACAGUGUGAUUGCCUUGCUAGGACUUGCAAGACUUAAUCAUGGACAUGUUUGAAGCUUAAGGGCUUCGGUUCAACCCCAAACAAGGAGGCUGGAAGACAAGUUCAUUCCUCUCUUCUGUUUAGGGCACUUUUGUUCCAACUUCACCUGCAUGUGUUUUAUGUUCAUGUUGUGCCUUGAAAUGAGUUUGGUCCCCCAGUGAACUUCAUUUAAUCAAUAGAUAUUCAACACCCACAACUGAAAACACUUUGCAGAUAAAUGCUUUAAUAGGCUAUUUGUUCUGUUGGGUUGUACUUUGUUGUCCAUCAAAUAUCACAAGAUUUCACUACAGUGUGAAAGGAAAGCUAAUAAGGUACAACUGUAAAACAAUUAAACUUGACCUUAAUAAGGCAGGCUUUGGUUUAAGGGAUUACAAGUGUUCUAUUAUUGGUCAAUCCGUUAGCAUAUAUAAUUUUAAUAUUGUAAAUUAAUUUGAAUUGCUGUAAACGAUGACACAGAACAUGCACUUCCUGUAUUUUUGUUGUUUUGUAAAAAAAUAAUUGCAUUAGUAAAUACUGUGCAAAACUGAAAUGGUUUGUAACCAGAGUACAAUAAAAAAAAGUAUAUUGGUG
Messenger RNA from Conger conger (European conger), 3889 nucleotides. Its product is annotated as connector enhancer of kinase suppressor of ras 3-like. Gene Ontology annotation, cellular component: cytoplasm; membrane. The transcript is spliced from 25 exons. NCBI's taxonomy places the organism in Eukaryota, Metazoa, Chordata, Actinopteri, Anguilliformes, Congridae. Gene Ontology annotation, molecular function: protein binding. Gene Ontology annotation, biological process: regulation of signal transduction. Bases 266 to 3196 code for a protein of 976 amino acids. The record is from RefSeq and is a predicted model, not a curated record.